This is a messenger RNA of Colias croceus (clouded yellow), 2936 nucleotides long. RefSeq names its product ABC transporter G family member 23 (gene snu). The transcript is spliced from 16 exons. Bases 236 to 2587 code for a protein of 783 amino acids. The record is from RefSeq and is a predicted model, not a curated record. Gene Ontology annotation, cellular component: membrane; ATP-binding cassette (ABC) transporter complex. Gene Ontology annotation, molecular function: ABC-type transporter activity; ATP hydrolysis activity; ATP binding. Gene Ontology annotation, biological process: transmembrane transport. NCBI's taxonomy places the organism in Eukaryota, Metazoa, Arthropoda, Insecta, Lepidoptera, Pieridae.
UACGCUCCGACUUCACAGCCGGCGAAGCCACUGUCCGUGACGUACGUGGCUAACUGGCGAAGUCGAUACCGUAUCGAAAACCUAAAACAAAAACGCAGGAAUCGAAAUUUAAACUAGAAAGUGUUGUGUUUACGCGCGAUUUUCCGCGCCGUACAGUGACAGUGUCAUCAAAUUCUUGUGUUUGUGGUCUGUGACUUUUUGUUUUUUUUUAAACUUUGGAUUUCGAAUUCCUGAUAUGGCAGCUCCGAAUCAUGUGCGAUCGGACAGAUUGCGGCAAAUGUUCAGCUGGACGACAGGAGAGACCUCGCCUCCGUCGCCGAUGGGUGACGAGAAAGAGUCCAAAAUGAGUCACAUACAGUUUUCAACACCACUGGACAAACAAAAUACGAUCGCGUUACAAAAGCGCGCCGAAGCUGUGUGCGUACAAAAUGCCUACAAACAUUACGGCUCAAACAAACGACCCAACCAUGUGCUCAGUAAACUCAACAUGACAGUUAAAAAGGGUACCAUCUAUGGCCUAUUGGGGGCUUCAGGUUGCGGCAAGACUACACUUCUCUCCUGUAUCGUGGGGCGGCGGAAACUUAACAGUGGGGACAUUUGGGUGUUGGGAGGGAAACCGGGGACCAAAGGUUCUGGAGUACCCGGCAAGCGCGUGGGCUACAUGCCUCAAGAAAUUGCGUUAUACGGCGAGUUCACAAUAAGAGAAACAAUGAUGUACUUUGGCUGGAUCUUCGGUAUGGAGACCAGGGAGAUUGGGGAGCGGCUGCGGUUCCUCCUCGACUUCCUGGAUCUGCCCAGCGAAAACCGUAUGGUGAAGAAUUUGAGUGGUGGCCAACAGCGUCGAGUCUCCUUCGCAGUGGCUCUCAUGCACGACCCUGAGCUGCUCAUCCUGGACGAGCCAACAGUGGGCGUGGACCCACUACUGCGACAGUCCAUCUGGACACACCUGGUGCGCAUCACCAGCUCUGGUGAUAAGACUGUGAUCAUCACCACACAUUAUAUUGAAGAGGCCCGGCAGGCGCAUUGUAUUGGUUUGAUGCGUAGUGGCCGACUGUUAGCAGAAGACACACCUCAAGCCUUGCUCACUAUGUACAACUGUAUAUCUUUAGAAGACGUCUUCCUCAAGCUAUCAAGGAAACAAGGUCAAGGCAACCAAGUGGUAGAAUUAAACGUAUCCGGCGGAGCCCUAGGGCUCAACAAAAUGUCGAAACGUGAAGAGGCGCCCUACGCGAAUGAAGAUGGGCAAGUGAUUGGUCUGAAUUUCCAUCAGAGCAAGGAGGUGCUUAUUGUGGAUAAUGGAGUUGGUUCUAAUGGCGAUCUCCCGGGUAAAAUGUCGGAAGUUGCUUCAGAGUGCACUGAUUGCAGCGGUCGAUUUAAUUUCACAUCCCGCGGCAAAAUAAAAGCUCUAAUCCAAAAGAAUUUCCUUCGAAUGUGGAGAAACAUCGGCGUCAUGUUGUUUAUCUUCGCUUUACCCGUGAUGCAAGUUAUAUUGUUCUGUCUGGCGAUUGGAAGAGAUCCUAGUGGGCUGAAAUUGGCGAUAGUAAACCACGACGUAAACGUGUUCGACGGCUAUUGUCCAUACAAUUCUUCUUGUUCCAUGAAGAACCUUUCCUGCAGAUAUUUGGACAAUUUAAAAAAUGGCUCCAUUAUAAAGAAUUAUUACGCACAGUUGGAAGACGCGAAACAAGCCGUGAGACAGGGGGAAGCGUGGGGAGUUAUUUAUUUUAACGAGAAUUAUACGGAUUCGCUUGUUGCUAGAUUGGCUUUGGGUGACACAGCAGACAACGAGACUAUAAUGUCUUCAGAAAUCGAAGUAUGGCUCGACAUGUCCAACCAACAGAUUGGUCUCAUGCUCAGUAGAGAUAUACAGUUUUCUUACAGGGAUUUCGCUAAGGGUUUACUAUCAACAUGUAACUACAACCCGAAAGUGGGAGACAUUCCCAUAGACUUCAAGGACCCGAUCUAUGGAGACAACAAUCCGUCCUUCACUGAUUUCGUCGCGCCUGGUGUUAUUCUUACGAUCGUAUUCUUCUUAGCGGUAGCGUUAACCUCAUCAGCGCUUAUAGUAGAACGAACAGAAGGUUUAUUAGACCGUUCCUGGGUCGCCGGAGUAUCCCCCGGAGAGAUAUUAUUCUCUCACGUGGUCACUCAGUUCGUGGUCAUGUGUGGUCAGACUGCGUUGGUGUUGAUCUUCAUGAUAUUGGUCUUUGGGGUCAAGAGUAACGGAAAUAUUGCGUAUGUCGUCGCUUUGACGCUGUUGCAAGGUCUAUGCGGCAUGUGCUUCGGCUUCGUAAUAUCCGCGGCGUGCGAGCUGGAACGCAAUGCGAUCCAGCUCGCACUGGGCUCGUUUUACCCGACUUUAUUAUUAUCCGGCGUCAUUUGGCCGAUAGAGGGCAUGCCCUGGGCCCUGCGCGGUAUUGCCCUGUGCUUACCGCUUACUUUAGCAACUUCAGCGUUAAGGUCCGUGCUAACACGUGGCUGGCCGUUGUCUGAUCCGGCUGUGUAUAUGGGAUUUGUUGCUACGUUGUCUUGGAUCGCGCUCUUCCUUGUUGUUACGAUCACUAUUUUGAAAUUCAAGAGAGGGUAGGGAAGUUACCCCCCACUGCUCGUGACGUCAUCACAUGUAUUUAUUGCAAUAGCCCUCCGCUUAUAACUUGUUGAAAAUAGCUUCCCGCUCGUGACGUCAUCGUCGUAUUUAUUGCAAUAGCCAUCUGGCAACAAAUAGUUAUCUAACUAUUUGUUGAAAAUGUUAUAAAAUUCUGUAAUAAGUGUGGAUAGGUUACAUUCGAUCUUCGACGCACACUAACGCACAUAUGAAUAUAAUGAGAAGUUCGUAUACAGGGUUACUUGUAAAACACCAGCAACCUCGAAGGACAAGAUAGCUAACAUAAUAAGUAACAACAUUUGUUCUACGACUUUUGAUAAUUUGUUAGAUU